This is a messenger RNA of Fraxinus pennsylvanica, 549 nucleotides long. NCBI's taxonomy places the organism in Eukaryota, Viridiplantae, Streptophyta, Magnoliopsida, Lamiales, Oleaceae. The record is from the annotation of a GenBank genome assembly.
AUGGAUUCAAGGAAGUCGAACAAGAUUAGGGAGAUAGUGAGACUUCAACAAAUCCUCAAGAAGUGGAAGAAGCUUGCCAAUAACAACAAGACGAGCUCCCUGUCGGGGCCCACCUCUGUUACUUUAGGCAAUGGUGGGAGUAAGAGCAUAAAGUUUCUAAAGAAAACACUUUCCUUCACGGAAAGCUCGAUUUCUUCUUCUUCAUCAUCAUCGUCAACCACCGACCAGGUCCCGAAAGGGUAUCUUGCAGUCUGCGUGGGGAAAGAGCUCAAGAGAUUCGUAAUCCCGAUGGAGUAUCUUGGACACCAAGCCUUUGGGGUUUUGCUGAGGGAAGCCGAAGAAGAAUUCGGGUUUCAACAACAAGGAGUGCUAAAGAUUCCAUGUGAAGUCGAAUUGUUUGAGAAAAUAUUGAAGUUGGUGGAAGAUAAAAGAGAUGUAUUCUUCUUUAUUAAUGAUCAUAUAAUUGAUCAUGCUGAUACCAUGAUGAGCUGUUAUUCACCAGAUUGUGACCUAACUUCACCAUCUCAUCACACUCAGAUGUGCAGAUGA